GGUCUUUGCGACAGUGUCAUCUACUUCCGGUUGCUUCCAUCCUGUCGGAAGGGAAACAUAUGACUCGUCUGCUGCGUUGAGACUGAAACCUGCAGACUAAAACCUUCCAAAGGCUGCUUUGGGAAACCAAAACAAACAUUUGGAGCCAGUUUCAAAGCUGCAGUGAUGAAGGUGAGCUCCUCACAGAGAGUCUUCCUCCACUGACCCUCCUCUUCCUCCUCUAACCUCCUUGUGGACCUGCUGAGGGCGGGGGGGCGACCCGGGAUGGACAGCAGGUGCAGCAGCAGCGCAGACUCCCGGCUGACGGCCAGGGGGGGCGGCUACUCCAUCAACAGCACCCCCAUCUCCACCCGCAUGGAGUCCUUCGAGGCCGGGGAGAAGAAGUGCAUCUCCGACGUGAGGAGGACCUUCUGCCUCUUCGUCACCUUCGACCUCCUCUUCAUCACCCUGCUCUGGAUCAUAGAGCUCAACCGUAACGGGGGGAUUCAGUCGCAGCUGGAAAAAGAAGUGCUGCACUACGACUAUCACGCCUCCUUCUUCGACAUCUUUGUCCUGGCAGUCUUCAGGUUUGCUGUCCUCAUCUUGGCGUACGCUGUCUGCCGGCUCCGUCACUGGUGGGCCAUCGCUAUCACCACUGCAGUCAGCUGUGCUUUCCUCAUCGUUAAAGUCAUUUUAUCAAAGCUGCUGUCCCAGGGUGCGUUCGGGUACCUGCUGCCCAUCAUCUCCUUCGUGUUGGCCUGGAUAGAAACCUGGCUGCUGGACUUCAAGGUGCUGCCGCAGGAGGCCGAGGAGCUCAGCAGAUAUCAGUCCAUCGUGGAAGCAGAACGAGCUCCUCUCAUGGGUCCGGGUCCGCUCUCUGACGGCCAGUUCUACUCUCCACCGGAGUCCGUGGCAGACUCUGACGAGGAGCUGGACGAUAAACAUGAUCCAGAAAAAGGGCUUAUUCAGCAGGUGACCUAACAGGGUCGGCUCUUCUGAAGAACCUCUGCCUUACGCAUUCAUCCAUACUUUUUAUUUGCCUCUGAGAAGUCUCUGUUUAAUCAUACCCACAAUGCACCUUGCUGUCUGAUAUCAGCCUUCUGCAUGUGCACCUUGGCCUGGAAAAAGUGCCGCUUAUAAAGAGGCAUAUAUUCCCUUUCACAGGGUCGUCGUCCUCACAUUGAAUAUUCUCUGGUGCUUGAAGGAGGAUUCAUAUUAGUGGAUAUUUACACACAAAACUGCACGCUGAAUUGGACUUCCACACAGAUUUAAUCAGAACGUUUUACAUCCGUUUCAGAGGGUUUUUACUCGAUGUUUGAUCAAAACACUGUUUAUUUCUUCUCUUAGGUAUACAUCUGUUUACUUUUCUAUGUGUCUUCAUGUGCUUGGGUUUGAAUUUACUGUAAAAGAAAAUAAGCUUGCUCCAAAAACUCUGCAAAAUUAAAAUGAAGGAAUUUCUUUUUGGCCAGUUUUGAACCGUUGGAGCAGGGUGUGUAGCAAAUGUGAUUUUACGUAACGGAGCGAUGAAUGUGCAGCACUUAAACGGAGUAUAUGAACUGUGAGCUGUUCUAAAAGAGCUGCUGUUACACCCAUGUGGAGCUCCACAUCAUAUAAAACAUGUAUAUAUGUAUUCAUGCAUGCCUUACAAGCCGAGUGAUUUUGUUUUUAUGGAAAGGUCUGGAGAAAGGAAUCAUUAAAAUGUGAAAUCUG
Eleginops maclovinus (Patagonian blennie) is the source of this 1689-nucleotide messenger RNA. RefSeq names its product STARD3 N-terminal like (gene stard3nl). Gene Ontology annotation, cellular component: endoplasmic reticulum-endosome membrane contact site; late endosome membrane; lysosomal membrane. The record is from RefSeq and is a predicted model, not a curated record. The transcript has 9 exons. NCBI's taxonomy places the organism in Eukaryota, Metazoa, Chordata, Actinopteri, Perciformes, Eleginopidae. Gene Ontology annotation, biological process: cholesterol transport. Gene Ontology annotation, molecular function: cholesterol binding. Bases 265 to 960 code for a protein of 231 amino acids.